Elaeis guineensis (African oil palm) is the source of this 1314-nucleotide messenger RNA. RefSeq lists its product as uncharacterized. Gene Ontology annotation, biological process: proteasome assembly. Lineage: Eukaryota; Viridiplantae; Streptophyta; Magnoliopsida; Arecales; Arecaceae. The record is from RefSeq and is a predicted model, not a curated record.
UACAGGUCGACUCGAAGUUGCAAGCGCUGUCGCGAGAGGGUGUAGCGGAGCUCGACGCCGCUCGCAUCCCUCCCACUUCGAGAGCCCCCGCUCGCUUUUAUCACCUCCCCUUCGAGAGGGUUCGGAAGGAGCGCGCAUCCCGUCCUCGUCCCCCUCCGCGCCCGGUUUUCUUUUCUCUCGCUCACGCGCACAGAAACCCUCGCUGCUGCCCAAAACCCUUCCACAUCAAGCACCCCUAACCGCAGCCUCCAGCUACACCUUCCCGUCGACAAUACCCCGGAGGCCGUGACGCGGCCUGCGGAGAGAAGCGGCGACGGUGGAAGUCUUCGUUCCCACGGGCCCUUCCGCAUCGGCUGCCCCCAACUGCGGCCUCCAACGACGCCUUCCCGUCGACGACCCACGGAAGCCGAGGCGAGGCGACAACGGUGGAAGAUUUCAUCUGAGACUGGCUAGAGCGGACCUUUCCCUCGAUCCGGCGGCGGAGGACUUCUUCUGACAGUGUCUCCUUCAGGUUCCGACGACGUCUCCAGCCUCAUAUCUAGCCCUUUGCAUCUUAGGUCCACUUGAUUAUGGCAUCAGGAGAGUUGAAUUCAGCACUGCAUAUUACUACUGAUGCUCAAUGCAAUGGGAAAAGCAAGACAUCAGAAGAUCAAGCGAUAGAUAGUGAUGUACAGAUCACAUGUUUUACCGAGGAUUUGCAUGAUGUCACACUUCACUUUCAGAUCAUAAGGCUUGCAAAGCAGAUCUAUGUGUGGAUUGGGUGCAACACUGCUAGAUUUGGGCAUUUAUAUGCUGCUGCGGCUACUCCACCGAACAAUGCAGUGAGUGUUACUUCUUUGAUUGGAGGGAGUUCUGACAACACUGGAUCCGGCAUUGCUCGCCGUUUAGUACUGAAGAAUGGCCUUAAUAUAGUUCUGGCAUGCAACAUACCAAAAGACAGCCCCAUGGUUGAGGCGACUGCAGAGAGGAAACUGGUGGAGAAGCUGAGGAAUCUAGGUUACGUAAAGGCUACACCUGAAGGAUCGCGUGUUAUUUCAGCUGGAUCUUGAUUAUUAAAGUUUAUGGAAUGAAAAAAGGAAAUAUUACCAUGUUUUUUCCUGUUUCUCUGAUGAAAUUUCAGCAAUACUAAGAGGACUGUAACAGAUUGAAAUUGAGCAUCUUGAUUGCGUAACAUAGCUGAUCAUUUGGUAAAUUUGGCAGCUGAUCUUUCAAGUCUGCGCCGAUAACAGUCAUCGGCAAUCUCGCCAUCACAACCUGCUUGUGGUGAUAAUGAAAGGGACUUGACUGCUAGAAUGGAAAUAGACACUUGCCUAA